Linnemannia hyalina is the source of this 1674-nucleotide messenger RNA. The record is from the annotation of a GenBank genome assembly. Lineage: Eukaryota; Fungi; Mortierellomycota; Mortierellomycetes; Mortierellales; Mortierellaceae.
AUGGCGCUUCAACUCAAGUUCACUCAUGGUCCACACAACAUCCAUGUCCACGUCCCAGACCUGCGGCCAGCGACUAUUUACGCAAGGUUCUCGAGCGAGUUCCCGGACGCAUUGACGCCGACUUCUACGUCGACUGCGACUCUGACACUCUGGUGGCUCGAUAGCGACGGCGACUGGAUCGAGAUUCGACGAGGUAUGCUUGUCGUUGUUCACGCGCCCCGAGGAGAUUUACGACUCCUUGUGUCGAUGAAUGACAAGGACUUUGAGCAUAUUCUGUUGAAGAUCAUGAACAAGAGCGGGAUGGUGCAUAUUCAGUCAGGGUUCACCAGCGGUUUGCCUCCAAUUUCCAACAUCUUGAUUGUUACAAAGCCCGACCCGAAAUUGUCCAAGCUGACAAAGGAGCUGUCCGUCUGGUUGAUCGAUACCUUCCCCGGGAUCACGCUCUUUGUCGAUCAGAAGCUGCAGGGUCGGUCCUCGUUCAAGUAUCAAGAGAUUCUGGACCAGAACCCCUCAUGGAAAGACCGAUUGCAGUUCUGGACAGAGGAUUGUCAGGCUUGUAAAGACAAGCAGAUCCACCUCGCGGUUACCUUGGGAGGCGAUGGCACUGUGCUCUAUACAACCUGGAUGUUCCAAAAGCGUGUGCCACCCAUCGUCGCGUUCCACUUGGGAAGUCUGGGAUUCUUGACCAACUUUAGUUUCGACAGCUACCGACCGACAAUGUCCAACAUCAUCCGAGGUGAAGGAAUGAACUUGAAUAUUAGGAUGCGUCUCCAGUGCUCCGUCUACAAGUACAAGGAGGAUCCAAGCCUUCACAGCCCACUCCAACAGCAACCUGAUCAAUUGCUGCACGUCAGUGGACUGGGCGUACACGACAUCAGCAUUGAAUCUGUGACCACGUCGACUCCAUCCGCCCAAACCGCGAGGGGUUCAGAUGAUAGUGAUGAUGAUGGGGAUGAGUCGCGUCGUCAACGGGUUGAAUCCCGCCAAAAGGCCGAGAUCUUGCGGCGCGUCAAGGAGAUGGAUUCCAAACGUGGGACUGAGGUGAUGGAUCUGGGCGUUUGUCAUGAGAAAGGACACACUUUGAUUACAAGAGUUCCUACCCCCUCUACACGCUUCGAUGGUGUCAGUGGGAUCGGUAUUGGCUUAGGAGGAGCGGACGGUGAGGAAGUGAUCAAGCCCACGGACACCUGGCAGGUACUGAAUGAGGUGACCAUUGACCGUGGUUCAAAUGCUAACAUGCUACAGUUGGAGCUGUUUGUGGACGGGAACCAUGUCACCACCAUCUUGGCCGAUGGACUCGUCAUCGCCACUGCCACCGGAUCUACCGCUUAUUCUUUAUCUAUUGGCGGGUCGUUGAUCCAUCCAGACAAGAACUCAGUCAUUAUCUCUCCGAUCGCUCCACAUUCCUUAACCGCACGGCCCAUGAUCAUCCCAGGAACAAAGCACCUCCGCGUCGGUGUCCCAGCAUCAAGCAGGACAACAGCAUGGGCAUCAUUCGACGGCCGGCACCGCCAGGAACUGGGCAAGGGUGACUCGGUUAUGAUCACGGCCUCGCGAUACCCAGCUGCAACCAUCUGUCGUCGGGACCAGAGCACGGAUUGGUUCACGGGCUUGACCCAAGUCUUGAAUUGGAACAGUCGUGUCCUCCAAAAGCCACUCGGGUCCCAUCUCUGA